Messenger RNA from Lizanozyma spartinae, 1797 nucleotides. Its product is annotated as FG-nucleoporin. Gene Ontology annotation, biological process: protein localization to nuclear inner membrane; NLS-bearing protein import into nucleus; nuclear pore organization. Gene Ontology annotation, cellular component: nuclear pore central transport channel; nuclear pore. The transcript has a single exon. The record is from RefSeq and is a predicted model, not a curated record. Bases 1 to 1797 code for a protein of 598 amino acids. Gene Ontology annotation, molecular function: structural constituent of nuclear pore. NCBI's taxonomy places the organism in Eukaryota, Fungi, Ascomycota, Pichiomycetes, Serinales, Debaryomycetaceae.
AUGUUUGGAACAGCUGGCCAAUCAACUGGCGGAAUGUUUGGUAACACAGGAUCCUCUGGGUUUGGUAAUAACAAUGCACCAGGUGCUUCUACAGGGAGCAAUACAGGUUUUUCAUUUGGAUCAAAUCAAAACACGAACAGUGGAGGAUUGUUUGGGAAGCAGCCUGCCAAUGCUGCCACCGGCGGAGCAGCACCAGCGACAGGUGGUUUAUUUGGAGGCUCUACCGCCACAAAUGGGCAAGCCUCUGGAAAUCUCUUUGGCUCAACAGGUAACACUUUGGGAGCCGCAGGUGCCAAUGCUAGUGGUGCUUUAGGUGGAGCCUUUGGGACUACUUCAACAACUGGUGGUAAUACCGGAGGACUUUUUGGAGCUAACAAUGCUUCUAAGCCUGCUACCAGUCUGGGAUUAUUUGGUGGUGGUGGUUCUACCGCCGCCACUGCUCCUGGUGCUGGUGGUGGCCUCUUUGGAAAUGCGUCAAACACUACUGCUUCCACUGGAGGUAGUUUAUUUGGAAAUAAGUCCAAUGUUGCAGGAUCUAAUACAACCACGGGAGGUGGAUUGUUUGGAGCUACAACUGUACCAGCGGGAGGCAAUUCUGGGGGGUUGUUUGGGAAUGCCAGCAACUCUGGUGCUACAUCAACAACUGGUGGCUUAUUCGGUAACACCAAUUCUAAUACUUCUGCAACUUCAAGUCUUUUUGGAGCUAAAGCAGCUACAACGGGUUCAAGUCUUUUUGGUGGAAACCAAGCAACAACAACUGGUGGAUUAUUUGGCGGACAACAACAACAACAACAACAACAACAACAACAGCUACAACAAUCACAACAACAACAACAGCAAUUACAACAACCACAACAGCAACCAUCUUUUGGUUGGAAUAAACCGCAGGCGACUACUUCGUUGAAUUCUUCAUUGUUCAACCAAUCUACCACCAGCCAAGACACAAACUCUCUCGCAUUACCUUCAACCUCCAACAGUUUGACGAUGGCGCCUAAAAAUGGCUAUGCGCCAUCUAUCAAUGAUCAAUUAACAAAGAUUAUUGAGGAUUGGGAUCCAGCCUCACCAAAAUGUGUUUUCAAGAGCCAUUUGUAUAAUAAGAUGGGUGAAAACGAGAUGCAGCUAUUGAUGAAUCAACCACGUCCACAAAAUGAGACGGCUGAAGAUUGGGAUUCUGCCAUGAGAAGUAGACCCAGUAAUUUGCAUUAUCCAGUUAAAAUCACGUCAUUUUCCGAAGUUGCAACUAGGGUUCAAGUUCAAAUUCAACAUGUUGCUAAGUCCAGAAGUAUACUAACUGAUAUAAACGAGAAAUUACAAGCUUUAUCUGCAAAACAUGAACUAGAUAAUACUACUAGGAUUUUAAAAGCUAAGGCACAUCAUACUAGAUUAUCAAGGAGGUUGCUAAGACUUGCAACGGUGUUGGCUAUAGUAAAGUUGAAGGGUUAUCCAUUAUUGCCUGAAGAGGAAGAAACUUCUCGACAGUUCGAAAUGUUAAAUUCUAAGCUUAGUGAUCCCAACUCUCCUUUGAGUAAGUUCACAGAUCUAUUUGCAAGAGUCAUGCUUUUAAAAGAACGUGCAGAGGAAUUUAAUCAUCAGUUCAAUGACGCAUUGAUGGGAAUGAAUGAAGAACCCCAAAAUGGUUCGAAAGCUGAUGAAACCUCCAAGGACGAGGAUGACCAAACAAAUGCAUUACUUAACAAAUUAGCACGGAUAUUGAUGAAGCAACAAAUGGGUUUGAAUUAUGUCAACGAAGUGUUGGGGCAUGACCAAGAAGCUCUUGGAAAAUUAAUUCAAAAAUGA